Molecule: messenger RNA, 831 nt
Organism: Ramularia collo-cygni
Lineage: Eukaryota; Fungi; Ascomycota; Dothideomycetes; Mycosphaerellales; Mycosphaerellaceae
Exons: 2
Coding region: 1-831 (276 amino acids)
Source: RefSeq, a predicted model, not a curated record
AUGCCUGACCCGGGAGAGAUAUACGAUGAUGCCAUGGAUCUUGGUCUACGCCUGUGGCUGAUGGUAGACUGCAGUUGGAUCCAGACAACCGGAACGCCGUGGAUCUGGCCAGAAGGCAUGACAAUUCAAACCUAUGUCGCUGCAUGGUUUGAUCCUCCGCCAGCAGAUCCGCAAGACGACAAGAAGCGGUUCCCUCGCAAAUUCACUGCCGACAACUUGGAAAGGAUCGCAGGCAUUCGAGUGACAUGGACGGACUUCCUGUCCGAGCAUCUUGCCCUUAACGGGAACAACGAAGAAAUCAGCAUUUUCAAGCAUAGGGAAUGGUUACAAACACUGAGUGAUUCGCGAACGAGCGACAGUGUGUCCGCCCAGACUGUGAAGAUGAACGGUCCCGCGACGUCUGAUUCCUGUGGCCUACCAACGGAACUGCUCGACGAGACUCUCCGCAGCAUCGAGCUCUUGUUCCCACUGACAGAUGAAGCGACAAACGAGUUCCUGAAGCGGCAAGGUAUGGACAUAUCGGCCUUUCAGGUGGAGCCCAAUAGCGGUGGAGCCCCUCGACGAGCACCCAGAUUGCGGGAAUUCCGCUAUUGGAGAGAGCAGCUCCUGGACCUGAUAGAAGAGUACGAGUCUCCACCGCGGCAUUCGAGGAAAAUCUGGAGGGAUAGAAGGAAUCCCAUGGCCUUCUGGACCUUCUGGAUCGGUAUCGUCAUCUUCUUCUCCACCUUGGCAUUUGGCCUGAUCGCUGCUGUGCUUGCUGGAGUCACCAUUGGCGAUGAGAGGAAUGGAAGACUGAGCGAUGCGAGAGUCAACUCUUCGACGAUUGUUUAG